Messenger RNA from Histoplasma capsulatum G186AR, 924 nucleotides. RefSeq lists its product as uncharacterized. The coding region runs from base 1 to 924 and encodes 307 amino acids. The record is from RefSeq and is a predicted model, not a curated record. Lineage: Eukaryota; Fungi; Ascomycota; Eurotiomycetes; Onygenales; Ajellomycetaceae. The transcript is spliced from 2 exons.
AUGAACAACCUUGCAACAGACUCUAAGCCAACUGAAGAUGCUACAACGAGAGUAGUCACGUUUCACCCUUUCCAUCUCCUUUCCCAUGUGGGAAAGGCCAUUAACACUGCUUUGCCGGAUCUUAAAGUGUCCACCCCGUAUGAAACAACUUGGCAGAAAUGCCUUGAAACGGUUUCCGGGAGUCUUACUGGAUUGGACAGAAAGAUAUCCAUCGACCCCCCAAUCCCCGCCCUAAGGAAACGUGAUCUCAGGAACCAAGCUCUUCAACAAGUACAGGCACAGGCAUCAUUCGACGCCAGCACGAGCCUUACCAAGCCCAUUCGACUUCAAUAUGACACGAACCAAGUCCCCCUACCCACUCUACCAUCGCCACAAAUGAAACAGCGUGCGAAAGAGAAUGCCCAGCCUUUCCUGCCGUACAAAGAACCAUAUCCAGUUGUGAUCCCAGCGGCUCUUGAAUCGCAAAAUUUAGCCACAAUAACUGCGAAGGUGAUCCUCGAAGGUGUAGACGAUAGUUCCAAGGUAGAGACGUUCGAAAAAGCUGUAAUGCUGUUUAAUACUGGCGCCCAACAAACCAUCAUUUCAGCGGACGUAUUGUCUGCAGGAUUUCGCGAUUAUCUGGAAAACGAUCCUAUACAUAAUCCUUAUCGGCUAGAAGGGGGUUUGGGUUGUCGGGUGCAGUGUACCGCUCACAUUGAGUUUACCAAUAAUUACAUCCGUCUUUGCACUGUUGCUCUUGUCGUUGACAGAAGUGCUAUCCCCAAUACUCGGUCAGGAAUAAUAUUUGGCCAGAAGGGCUGCCUAGAUUCCAUCUGUUAUAAGAGUGUGCCAGCAAAAUUUUUGCAGGGUCAGGGUGAUGACGUUUGGGGGGAUAUAAUCGUGGACAGAUACAUCGAUCCUGAUGGGGAAAUAGUAAUGUGUUAG